UUACAGUUGGUUGAAGUCAAGCAUGUCUCUCACAAUACUAAAUACUACCGCUUCGAGCUUCCCAAAGAUCAAACUGCUGGUAUUCCUGUUGCUUCCUGUGUUCUUGCUCGUUAUCAAGCCGAAGGUGAAGAACCUGUUGUUCGUCCUUACACGCCCAUCUCUUCUGCUGAUACUGUAGGUUUCCUCGAAUUUGUCAUCAAAAAAUAUGACACUGGCAAGUUAACACCUAUCCUCGACAGCAUGAAACCCGGAGACACACUCGAAUUCAAGGGUCCUCUUCCCAAGUAUAACUGGGAAAAGGAUCAAAAGACCAAUGUAGGUUUGAUCGCUGGUGGUUCUGGUAUCACCCCCAUGGUCCAAAUCAUCCGUAGAGUACUCGAUGAAAAACCCACGGAUAAGAAGACAAAGAUCACCUUGAUCUUUGCCAACGUCAACGAAAACGAUAUCUUGUUGAAGGACGAACUCGACCAGAUUGCCAAGGAACAUCCUGAUAAGGUCAAGAUUAUCUACGCUCUUGACAAUCCUCCCGAAGGCUGGGCCGGUCUCAAGGGUUAUGUUACUGCUGAUGCUAUCAAGAAGUACAUGCCUAACCCUGAAGACAAAGAUAGUAUCAUCAUGGUCUGUGGUCCACCUCCUAUGGUUGCCUCUCUUGCUGGACCCAAGAAGGGUAUGAAGCAAGGUGAACUUGGUGGUAUUUUGAAAGAAUUGGGUUACGCUCAAGAGAAUGUCUUCAAGUUUUAA
This is a messenger RNA of Rhizopus microsporus ATCC 52813, 741 nucleotides long. Its product is annotated as ferredoxin reductase-like protein. NCBI's taxonomy places the organism in Eukaryota, Fungi, Mucoromycota, Mucoromycetes, Mucorales, Rhizopodaceae. The annotation marks the transcript as partial. Gene Ontology annotation, molecular function: cytochrome-b5 reductase activity, acting on NAD(P)H. The transcript is spliced from 3 exons. Gene Ontology annotation, biological process: ergosterol biosynthetic process. The record is from RefSeq and is a predicted model, not a curated record.